ACCUGUUACUAGUAACACAUUUUUGACACGAAAUUUGUACGUACAUAUUUUAUGUACAAAUUUAUCUACUACUUCCAAAUAUCAAUUAACAUUCCUUUUAUUCUUGAUUGAUUACCAUGCGGCCGUAUGCUGACUUUGCCUGAUAAGGUUAUAAAAGCCAGACCCAAUCGGCGCGAAUUUAAAGUAUGCCGUUAAAGCCAGAUUAUCCAGCCGGCGUAAUGGAAGAAGUUAUGGAGCUGAUGCUAAAAUAUGCCCGUCAAAACAUGACAUACAAGGAAAUAUCCUUGCUAUUAGCCAAGGAGACAAAUUUACAACUCGGUCCUGAUGCAAUUAGAAAAAGACUCCGACGUACAGGAACGCAAAGUCGAAAGGGAAACACUGCUCACACUGUUAUUGAAGUGAAGAACAUUAUUCAAGCUUUGUUACCUGAUUUGCCAAGCACUAUCGGUUACAGGCAAAUGACCUGCAUAUUACGACAAAAACAAGUAAACAUCCCAAGGGAUACAGUCAUGAAGAUAAUGAGAGAACUUGAUCCCAUUGGGGUGGAUAUUCGAAGAAGGCGUCGUAUAAAUCGAAGAAUAUACCGAACAAUGGGUCCGAAUCAUGUGUGGCACGUGGACGGAUACGAUAAGCUGAAACCAUACGGAUUUCCCAUACAUGGGUGCAUUGAUGGGUUUUCCAGGAAAAUACUCUGGCUAAAGGUUGGUCCAACAAACAACGAUCCGGAAGUGAUUGCAUUCAAUUUUGCACAAUGCGUUGACGAAUUAAAAGGUUGUCCUAUGGUUCUCCAGGCUGACCCCGGGACAGAAAGUGGCAUUAUGGGUUCUCUUCAGUGCUUGUUCAGACAUACGUCCAAUGCUUCGUUUUCCGGCAUACGCAGUUACCGUGUCGUAAGAUCCAUCUUCAAUCAGCGCAUCGAAGCCUGGUGGAGUGUAAUGAGGCGGCAACAGUGCGAAUGGUGGAUUUCUUUCUUCAAAGAUCUUGUUGAAUUUGGUGGACUACACAAAGGAACUAUUAACGAAAUGCACUGCAUACGAUAUUGCUUUAUGCCACUUCUGCAGAUGGACUUAGAUCACUUGAUGGAUAGAUGGAACAACCACUAUAUUUCGCACAGCAGGCAAGCAGCUUGUCCAGGUGGGAGACCUGCCGUUCUUUAUAGACUUCCUGAGGCAUCUGAUUUUUUAGGCUUUCAAGAGUGCCUUCAGGCUUUGCAAGAAGAAGACAUUGCCUUUGCAUAUGCGAAAACUCGGCUUGCCAGUAGAAGUGGAUGCCCCCAGUUUGACAUUCGAGCGCAUGCCAUUUUCCAGCAAAAAGGCUGGGACAACGCUAGAAGUUGGCAAGAAGCACUGCAGCAGUACUUCAUAAUCGUAGAGAUGAACCUGUGAUUAACAAAUUUUGCGACGAUAUAAUGUUGAAUUCAAAUCAUCAUAUGAGUUCCUUGUAACGAGAUAUGAAAUGAGGCUCAAGUGAUUAGUUCAUUUCAUUGAUAUGGAAACUGUUUUCCUUUUUAGUUUAAAUGUCAGAAAAUAUGACAAACUCUUACUUUCACACUAUUUUAUUGUGCAGUCGAAAGCCAAAAUCUUCAAAAUCAAACAUAUGAACGCUGUGGAGCGGUGCAUGAAUUUUUGAAUAUAAUAUUGAAUAUCCACAAGCAGUACGUCUAAAUAAAUGCACGAAAUGAU
Molecule: messenger RNA, 1682 nt
Organism: Pecten maximus
Lineage: Eukaryota; Metazoa; Mollusca; Bivalvia; Pectinida; Pectinidae
Exons: 11
Coding region: 186-1385 (399 amino acids)
Source: RefSeq, a predicted model, not a curated record